This is a messenger RNA of Engraulis encrasicolus (European anchovy), 3415 nucleotides long. It is a transcript of the gene sema3b, whose product is annotated as sema domain, immunoglobulin domain (Ig), short basic domain, secreted, (semaphorin) 3B. Gene Ontology annotation, biological process: semaphorin-plexin signaling pathway; axon guidance; negative regulation of axon extension involved in axon guidance. The coding region runs from base 863 to 3235 and encodes 790 amino acids. Gene Ontology annotation, cellular component: plasma membrane. NCBI's taxonomy places the organism in Eukaryota, Metazoa, Chordata, Actinopteri, Clupeiformes, Engraulidae. The transcript has 18 exons. The record is from RefSeq and is a predicted model, not a curated record. Gene Ontology annotation, molecular function: chemorepellent activity; semaphorin receptor binding.
GAGAGCUGAGCGGAGCGAGGGAGCGCUAGAGAGUGAGAGAAAGAGAGAGAGAGAGCGAGAGAAAUAUCCCGCAACUCAGCACACUCACAGAGAACGGACAGACACGGGAAGGAAAUAGUGAUACAAGGAAAUAAAAAAAGACAGAGGAGGAGAAGAAAAGCAAGGACAAACAGAUAAAAAGAGAGAAGAAGACGGAGGAUACGGCUUUGGAGACCAAAACAAACGGAGAGUUUUCGGACAGUGGACUCUACACAGCUCAGCUCACACACUCACACUGACACUCUCACAGGCGCUCAGACACAGACACAGACACACUUUUCCGCGCAAGGACUCCGGCUGGCUGUCUCUGGCUGUAAUUCUCAUUAGCCGCUGGUGGCAGGGAUUGAGAGUGUGUGUGUGUGAGAGAGAGAGAGAGAGAGAAAGAGAAAGAAAGAGAGAGAGAGAGCAAGGCUCAGACUGAGAGAGUGUGAGAGUGUGAGUGCGUGCGUGUGUGUGUGUGAGAGAGGAAGAGGGUGAGUGCAGUGUAUGCAGGCGGCGCAUGUGUGUGUGUGAGAGCCGGCUGCUCCACUGGAGUCCGCGGGACCAUGGCACCUGGCAGAGCGGCACCGCCGAGCUGAGGACACACUCACACACACUUUCACACACACCUACACCUAGACACACACACUCGCACACACACACACACGUUAUACAGAUAGACACAGCAGCACAAGAGGAGUGUCACCGGCGCAAGCAAGGGGAAGAAGAGCAAAGGCAUUGAGUCCUUUGAGCGUGUCUUGGUAGACACACACAUCGGCCUAUCAGAGGAGACCGCAGGGGAGGGCACACAGCCAGCUCAGGCUGAGAUUGGCCGACAGCAAAGAUGAUGACCAUGAUGCUGAUGAUGAUGAUGAGCUCGCUGAUGAUGGUGUUGUUCGGCUCGUUGCUGGUCGUCCAGGCUGCAUCCUCUUCCUCACCCCCUCCCACCUCACCGCCCUCCUCCCCUCGCAUGAAGCUCUCAUACAGAGAUCUACAGCAGCUGAGUGGCGUGAGGCGGUACGACCUUGACCGCUCGUGCUGCUUUGGGACGCUGCUAUUGGACGAGGAGCGAGGCCGCUUGUUCGUGGGGGCGCGCAACUACCUGCUAUCUCUCAGCCUGGACAACAUUAGCAAGCAGGAGCACAAAAUCCACUGGCCGGCCCCUGUGGAAUGGAGGGAGGAGUGCAACUGGGCGGGAAAAGACAUCAAUACUGACUGUGUGAAUUAUGUGAAGGUCCUUCACCACUUCAACCGUACACACCUGUAUGCCUGUGGCACUGGGGCCUUCCACCCCACCUGUGUCCAUGUGGAGGUGGGACAGAGGAUGGAGGACCAUGUUUUCCGGAUCGACACGGCUAAAGCGGAGGACGGCAAAGGAAGGACUCCAUAUGACCCCCGACAUCCAGCUGCCUCGGUUAUGAUUGGUGACGAGCUGUAUUCCGGAGUGGCCACUGACCUGAUGGGGCGGGACUUCACCAUCUUCCGCAGUCUGGGCCGCCGGCCAUCCAUCCGCACCGAGCAGCACGACUCACGCUGGCUCAAUGAGCCCAAGUUUGUGGGAGCCUUCUAUGUUCCGGAGAGUGAAAACGAGGACGACGAUAAGAUCUUCUUCUUCUUCCGCGAGACGGCCGUGGAGGCCCAGGGCUUCGGAAAGGUCACCUACGCUCGGAUUGGUCAGCUGUGCAGAAAUGACAUGGGUGGUCAGCGCAGCCUGGUGAAUAAGUGGGCUACAUUCCUGAAGACGCGUCUGGUGUGCUCGGUGCCGGGAAACGAUGGCAGUGAGACCCACUUCGAUGAGCUCCGUGACGUCUUUCUGCUGCAGACCAGAGAUAGAAAAAAUCCACUCUUCUAUACCGUCUUCACCACCUCAAGUAGUGUGUUUCGAGGGUCGGCCGUGUGCGUGUACACCAUGAGUGACAUCAGGAGGGCCUUCCUGGGGCCCUUCGCCCAUAAGGAGGGGCCACACUACCAGUGGAUACCAUACCCGGGCAAGGUCCCCUACCCACGCCCAGGCAUGUGUCCCAGCCGGACGUACGGCAGCUUCGACUCCACCAAGGGCUUCCCGGACAGCGUGAUCCAGUUUGCGCGUCAUCACCCGCUCAUGUUCAACCCCGUGACCCCGCUGGGCGGCCGGCCCAUCUUCCUCAGCACCUCCCCCGACCACAGCUUCACCCAGAUCACCGUGGACCGCGUCAACGCCGCCGACGGACAGUACGACGUCAUGUUCAUCGGCACAGACGUGGGGACGGUGCUGAAGGUCAUCUCUCUGCCCAAGGGAGGCACCUGGAGCAGCACAGCACUACUCCUGGAGGAGCUCCAAGUCUUCAAGGACUCCUCAUCUAUCAUUAACAUGCAGAUCUCCUCCAAACGGCAACAACUGUAUGUGGGCUCAGACACGGGGCUGGUUCAGCUGCCUCUGCACCGCUGCAGUGUGUAUGGUAAGGCCUGUGCAGAGUGCUGCCUGGCCAGAGACCCCUACUGCGCAUGGGAUGGAUCCACCUGCACUCGAUACCUGCCCAACACCAAGAGGCGAUUCCGGCGGCAGGACGUCAGAAAUGGUGACCCCAACACCCUCUGUUCUGGAGACCAUAACAAGCAGCGGGUGAUGGAGAAGAAGCUGUUUGGGGUGGAGGAGAGCAGCUCUUUCCUCGAGUGCAUCCCCAAGUCCCUACAGGCCAAAGUCACCUGGACCUACCAGAGACACCCCAACAACCCCCGCGAAGAGGUGCGUCUGGACGAGCGCGUGAUCCAACUGGAGAGGGGUCUCCUCAUCAGGAGCGUCCACCGGCGCGACGCCGGCCUCUUCCACUGCCACGCCACCGAGCACGACUUCACCCAGACCAUCCUGCACCUCACCCUGGACGUGGUACCCUCCGCUACCCUCACGCCCCGCUCCCUCCAGCCGCCCAGUCAGAAGCUCUGGUACCGGGACUUCCUGCAGCUCCUCGACCAACCCAACAUGGGCGCCGUGGACCAGGUGUGCCAGCAGGUGUGGUCGCGCAAGCACAACGGCGGCGGCGGCCAAUCGGGGAAGAGUUCAUCGUCGUCGUCGUCUAUCAAUCAGGCGAAAGGAGGUCAACCGCCAGCGCAGCAGCUACCGCCGUCGCUGGAGAAGAAGAGCGCUACGGCACAGAAGGUCUGGAAGAUGAAGAAGGGGCGGAGCAGGAGAACACACGACAAGCACAACCCCCGAGCACCGCGCAGCGCCGGCGAGUAACAAGGGAUCCAAUGACACGACAGAGAGACAGAAAGAGAGAGAGAGAGAGGAGAGAGAAGGAGAGAGAAAGAGGGACAACAGAGACAUCCAUACAGUCAGCUCAUACUUGUCUGUUCACAGUCUUUCCAGAAGCCAAUCUGAUAAAGUAAAUACAUAUUUUCACAUGUGGACGUGUAUAGG